GGGGUCUUUGGACAUUCUCCCACAGACACACAAACACACUCACACACAUUUUUAAAGUCUCCAUUAGAAGUCGGCUGCACGCGUUGGAGCUGAGACUGGGAACUGGUGUGUGAGCCAGUGAUGGAAUGUGCCUCUGCAUACUUCUACUACAGAACUCAUACGACUGACACAAACUGAAGGAGGAGGACGGCAGGAGCUUUGGUCUAGGCAGCAGGAGAUCCUUGGACUAUGAGACAAACUUAGAACUGUUCACUCCUGGCACAAGAUUUUAUUUAUUUUUACAUCUGUUCUCCGGAGCAGCUCAAAAGAUAUCAGAAAAAACAUUGCCUGAAAAGGAAAAAAAUGCAGGCUGAAUCAGCACUGCACUGACUUAAACAGAUUGACUAAGGAUCAAAGAGCACCAACAAAAACCAAGACAACUCUGAAGCUGCAGCCAGCCCGAGCCAGUGGAAUGGACCAAGCUACCUGCUGGACAAACCCCUUUGAGCCUGCAGCACUGUCUGAAGAAGAGGGCUAAGGACCUGCAUGUCUCACCUCCCCAUGACAAUGGAUGGAGAUGUUCUUUAGGGCAACUUAAGGACUCAAAUCCAUUCCAUCUGUGUGCAAGCAGCCCCACAAAGCUGCUGGAGCCAGUAGAAAGUGCAGUGGCGGGGGGACAGGAGACGGACCAGGAGGCCUCAGAAGAGCGCCCAGAGGAGCUGCUGUCUGAGGCAGGACCAGAGGCAGAGGUGGCGGGCGUGCGGCGGCCCAUGGCUGUGCAGAGGCUGGUGGCAGCUGCGGUGGCAGUGGCCCUGCUCUCUUUAGUGCUGAACAAUGUGGCAGCCUUCACCCCCAGCUGGGUGCUGCAGGCUCUGGAAGACGGCCGCAAGAGGAGCGUGGGUCUGUGGAGGAUGUGCCCAAUGGGAGUGGAAAGAAGCAGAGAGGAGCUCCAGGCUGGACGCAAAGAGCACGGGGCCCAAAGACAGUGUGAGGGGCUGGGAUGGGGGGCAGACUUUGCAGGCUACCAAGAAUCACGCAGUACUGUCAAACUGCAGUUCGACAUGAUGCGAGCCUGUAACCUGAUGGCCACCAUGGCUCUGACGGCUGGUCAGCUGAUCUUCCUCCUGGGCCUCAUGGAGCUGCCCUUCGUCACACAGGAGUCACAGUGGUGGGAGGAGGCCAUCGCUGCACUCUUCCAGCUCGCAAGUUUGGUGCUGGUAAUUGGACUAGUCACCUUCUACAGGAUCGGCCCAUACACGCACCUGUCCUACUCGUGCUACCUGAACAUUGCUUCAUGUCUGCUGGCCACACUGGCUGCAGCCAUGCUCAUAUGGAACAUUUUACAUCGCCGUGAAGACUGCAUGGCACCUAGCGUCAUCAUCAUCAGUCGCUCGCUCACAUCUCCUUUCCAUCCGCGUCCAGACAAUGACUAUGUGGAAUCGCCAUGUUAGCAGCAAACGCACUGUACAAAUCGCUGCAGUCUACUAAGCUGAACUAUCAAAUCUGCAUAUCACAACUACUCAACAGGCAUAGAAAAGGAUUAUAACACAGCUCAGGCACAAAGUAGAGUACUAUGCAUGUAUAAACAAUAUAUUUAAGUCUUAGUUGAUUCAGUUUUAAAAUCUUAUGGUGGAUAACUACAGUAUGUCAUUUGGACUACACCAAUGAAUUAUCAACUUGCCUGGAGAAACUCAAGCUGGACCUUGAUGUAUCGUAAUUUGGAAUAUUUUGAGUAAAAUGGCCACUAGAAUAUUUUAAUAUAAAUAAGAAUGAAUAUACAUGAACAGUUAUUUGUUUAAUAUACUGGGUCAAAAUACCACAUUACCUCACAAUUUAUAGAUCUGAAGGGCCAGUGUGGCAAUUUACUGACAAAAAAGAAAACUAUUCAUACAUUUUAAAUAUAGGAAUUUCUUAAACAUAGAAGGUAUGUUAGAAAAUUAUACAAACAUGGUCAAUUCAAAUGUAUUGUACACAUAGUAAAUGCAAUUCAAGUAAUUUAAUGCUCUGAUAAAAAAGUGUAUAAAAUAUAUAUCCUAUGUUGGUGGUACAUAAUGUAAAAUUAAGUUAAUAUAAACAAUUAUAGAUAUAAAUGCUUUUGUGAGUAUUAUUAAAAAAGAGAAGAGAACCUUUGUUUGUCCCAUAAUGGAGAAUUCCUUUGUUGCAAUGCAAAGUUCAAGAACAGCAGGAGAAUAAACAU
This is a messenger RNA of Boleophthalmus pectinirostris (great blue-spotted mudskipper), 2176 nucleotides long. RefSeq names its product transmembrane protein 204 (gene tmem204). The record is from RefSeq and is a predicted model, not a curated record. The transcript is spliced from 3 exons. Bases 750 to 1430 code for a protein of 226 amino acids. NCBI's taxonomy places the organism in Eukaryota, Metazoa, Chordata, Actinopteri, Gobiiformes, Gobiidae.